AGAAUAUAAAAUUUCAGGAAGUGAGAUUGGAAACGAAAUGAACACGAUGAAUUAUUUUUUCAUAUGAUAUUCCUUUUAUUCGGGCACCUGUGAGCCAUAGCAAAACCAUGGUUUUUGUAGUAAUUAUGCUGGGUGCAGCUGUGCUGUGCUGUAGUGUGGUGUUUGUGUUUGGCUGUGUGUGCCACCUCUUCAAGAGAGGAGGAUUCACAAGUUUUGAGGAUGAGGAGUCUGGAAGAAAUGACCUGUCCAUGUACACCGGUCAUGACAGCUCACAUGACAUGACCAAUGUGACAUUUGAACCCCUUCCAGACAUACUUGCAAAGACUUUAAGCACCCGCGCACUGCGUCCGCGUAUUGUCUGCAGUGACACUCAGAAACAAUCUGAGGCUUCAAAGCUUGUCACUGUGUUUAAACCAUUUCCGAGAAAUCAGUUGCUGUACAUCAAAGAAAUUGGGCUUGGAUGGUUUGGCCAGGUGUUGCAAGGCAGUGCAGACAGUAUCUCCCAGGACUCACGACAGACCCAGGUGGUUGUGAAAGUACUGAAGGACGAUGCAACCGCCAGUGAGAAGUCUCUAUUCCUGGAGGAAGUAGCACCCUACAGGGACUUGGAGCAUGUUAACAUCAUUCAGCUACUGGGGCAGUGCACAGAGACCAUACCCUUGCUGGCCAUCCUGGAGUACCCUCCCUUGGGAGAUCUGAAGUCCUACCUCAUGUCCAACAAGAGGGGACCAUUCAUACAGUUUGCCAUGGACGCUGCCAGGGGACUGGCGUGCAUGCAUAAACACUCAUACAUUCACCAUGACUUUGCAGCCCGGAACUGCAUGCUUAUGGCAGACCUUCAACUGAAGAUUGGAGAUUAUGGCAUUGGAGAAGACCUUUUUAGGGAGGAUUAUUACGACACUGGUCGAGAUUUGCUGCCAAUUCGCUGGAUGUCUCCAGAGUCACUAGAGGUGAAACAAGGCGUGUGGCAGGUCAAUAACUUCACAGUCCAGUCUAAUGUCUGGUCACUGAGUGUGUUGCUAUGGGAGAUUCUUACUCUUGGGCGGAAGCCGUACAACAGCCUAAGGGAUGAAGAUGUGCUCCAGAAAGUAGUCCGUGAAGGAUCCAUCAAGUUGCUUCCCCCUGACACACAUGUACCGCUGCAUGACAGAUGGUUUGAAGUGAUGGAGAUGUGCUGGCAAGAGGCAGAUGACAGGCCCUCUGCAGACGACAUUCUUGCCUUCCUGCAGCAGAUAGAGGAGGAAGUGACAUCACAGUCACAUGACCUAGUACAGACUGCUCCCUCAAUAGAGACACAUAUCAAGACUGGUGUACAGUCUCCUGAAUUUGAGUCAAAGUUUGUGAUGUCAAAAACAGUAAACCAGUCCAAUAAGCACAUAGCAGAAGUUCUUGUACACAGAGUGGACAGAAGUGAAGGAUUUGAAAGUGAUUUCUCAAAAGAUAUCACAAUAAGGAAAAACAUUCAUUCACAAGGAUUUGAAGACAAUUUUUUACCAGGUGCAUCUUUGAGUGAUUCAGAGCUACUACAUAAUGAUUCUAUCAUUGCCUCAGGUGGUAAUGAUGUCGAGGGCACUCAGAGUUUUGGCAAGAACAUGGGCAAGAAUGUGUUUGAUUCUGAUCAUAAUCUAAACCUGCUCCUUCCACCGGUGCCAGUUCAGAUGAGCACGCCAAGUAAGCCAAGAACAGAGGACCAUCACUUACAAAACACUGCCAAGACUGAAGGAUCUAGCUCAAACUAUGUUACAGCCAUAAGUGGUGCAGGAUCCACUUCCAAAACACAAAAUAAGGACACAUCGUCGAACGCAGCAUAUUCAGUAAACACAGCACUAGUGUCAAGUCAAAAAGCCAAGAAUUUGUUUGGUGAGAAGUCUGAAACUCAAAGCAGUGAUGAUGGUUAUAAGACUGGUAUAAGUAGCUCUGCACCAGACUUAGUGCUAUCUCCUGACAUUAAAACUAAAUUUAGUAAUACUGAGAAUGAGGUUUCUGAAGACUCUGGCUCUGAAAGCCCAAGACUUGAUUCAAAAUCAAGCCCGAAACAUGCAGAUCUGGAAACUGAAAAGGCAAAGGAGCUUUAUAUGUCCAAAGGAGCGAGUCUGUCUUCUGUAAGUCUCAAAUCUAGGUCACUGGGAACAAUUCCUGAAGAUGGAAUUCCAUCUGAUAACACAUCUCAGUCUGGUUUAGUGUUUGAAGAGAAUGAGGAGAACGAAAACGAAGAUGUUGGAAUGAACUUUGAAUGGGAUGAUUAUGAUGGAGAGCAGCUGGUAGGUCGGGUGCGGUACAUGUCUGAAGACUCCAUCCCCAGCACAAAGUCACCACGGCAUGUGGAUGUAGAGGAAUGGCCAUUUGACCAGGACUCAGGAAGUGAGUCUAACUCCAGGCCUGGCAGUCUGGCCAGUGAAAGCGAUGCUGAGGUAACGAGGCUGUCCAUCAACUCCAACUCCAGCAUUGACACUAGGGCUAGGAUUGCUAGCAUUCUCACUAACCGUCUUAACUCUCUCAUUAAAAAUACUAACCCCACACCUUCCACAGCGCAAAGCAUGUUUUAUUCUUUAUCUGAUGAUGAGGAAGAUGCAGAUGUAGCUAGUCCUGGUGAAAUUGUUUCACAGGACUUGAUUCAGGAUAACAUGGAUGCAUCUUUCAACCAUGAUUCUGGAGCGACCCUGGCCACAGUACAGGAAGAGGAGGAAGAGAAUGAGGACUGGAAUUAUAUCCAAAAGGAGAGCUCUUACCAGGAGCAGAAUGAUGACCUCAUCAGACAAGAUCUUGACUCUAUAGCUGAACAAGUCCUUGGAAGCAAGCAUCUUCAAAAUGUGUCAGGUGUGAAAGUCAAGGUCUUAAACUCGCGGCAUGAUCCACUGACAGCUUCCGAGGACAUUGACAGUAUCGCUUGAAUUCUAUAAUAAAGAACAACAGAAGUAAAGGGAAUUUUCUACUGCCAUUUAGAUAACUUAGAACACAUGAGCUACAUUAUUUAUUUUAUUCUGCAUUUAGAUAUAUGGGAGUUGGAUGCUAAGUUUUUUAUUGGAUUUUUUUUAUAGCUCGUCUGGGCACAUAUGCUCAUGGGCACAAUUUGUUCUUGGUGAGCACUUGUAUUUAUAUUUUCUAAGGGUGAAGGUAUGUUAAGCAUUUAUUAAUCAGUUAUUACAUGAAAUGUCACCAAAACUAGUUUGCAUAUUUUAUAUGAAUAUAAUUAUGUUAUUGUAAUUGUUAUAACAUUAAGUAUGUAGCAGAUUGGUGCAAACAAGUUAAAUAUGAGAUUUAAACAAACUAUUUUUAACAUUAUACAUAUCAGUUUGUGUUAGUUUAAAAUAAUUAGAUGUUGAGCUCAUAAAUUAUUGGUAACUGUUGUUAGUACCAUACUUCAUGUUUUUUAAAUACACAAUGUUAUCCUGUCUGAUAUAAGAUUAUGCUAUAUAUGUAAUUAUGUUUGUUUAAUAACCAAAGAAUGUCAUUUUUUACCAAUUGUCUUCAUUUUGCUGAUUUGUUCUUGCAAGUGUGUUGUUGGCUUGAUAUUGGGCUUAUUUUUGUUGUAGAUGUAGUUAAUUAUUCUAUGUCCUUGAUUGGCACCAUACAUACAUAAUGUAAUUAUGAGAUCUGUUGAAUGUUACCUUGGUCAGUUAAUAGUAUGAUAUGUAAAAAAGCAGUCCUUGUUUUCUGAGAUUUACUUUUAUAUCAUAUCAAGCAAAUCGCCAUUUCAUUUUACUAUUUUUUUUACAAAUGUUUGUUUAAUUUAGGUGGUUAGAUCAACAUUAAAUAUAUUAGUGACACUCAGCUGCAGUCAAGGGCUUCCACUCUUGCAAUAUGUAUCAAUUGAUGUUUGAGCCAUAUGUGUGUGUUGUUUUGGGACACAAAACCAAUGUACAUUUAUAAUUUAUUUUGAAAUGAACAAUCUUAAAAUGUGUUGACUACUAGGAUUUUAUGAGGUGUAUUAUUUGUAUAAUUAUUAUUAUUCUCACCACUGUUGUUUGUUUGUUAUUUUGUGCAAAUACAUGUGUAUCAUUCAUCUUUUCUAGUCAUUGUGUAAAAAAGUUUUUUAAUUGUUAUUUAGUGUGUUGUAGCCUACCAUGGCCAAUGAUAGGCAAGCACACUACAGGGCCCGUAUUCACCAACCCAUUCUUAGACUUAAGAAUAAAGAAUAGACUUAGAACCAAGAAAAAUGUGUUCAGUGUUUGAAUAUAUACAGGCCUCCACUGGUGAGUAUGUCAUUAACAAAAUGUUCUAAAUGAAGAAUAAUAUAGAGACGUUUAUUGCAGAGUUUGACUCAAAAUUAAAGAAAUUCUUGAAUAUUCUAAUUUAAAGAAUUUUCUUUAUUCUUAGACUUAAGUCUAAGAAUUGUUUGGUGAAUACGGGCCCAGGUUCCAACUUGGAGUCAUUUUAAUGGAAAUUAAAUUAAUUUAAUCGUCGAAAUCCAGUGUCUCCAAACUAUGUUAUGGUUAAAUAAAGUUGUCUGUGAUUGUUCUAUUGUGAAAGUAUACUAAUAAUGUGUACUUGAACUAUGUUUUGUUUAUGUAUGAUGGAAAAUGUGUUAUAUUUGUGUAAUUAACAUGAUGAGUUAACUCCAUAUCAUCAAUAUCAAUAUCGUUAUUCACAUCACAGCUAAAAAUACAAUUUAGACCAAAAUGCAUUUCCUUAUUUCACGAAAUGAAAUAUGUUUCACUUAUAUCUGAAAAGAUUUCUGAAUGACUAUGAACAAAUAACAGAAGUUAUAUUGUUUUGUUUUUAUGUACGGUAAGUGUCUGCAAUAUUCAUGUAAUAAAUGUAUUAUGAAAAUUAGCCUUUAUAAAAAUUAAACCAGUUAAUGAAGGAAACAAAACACUUGUUUACAUAUCACUUGGAAAUGGCAGUUAUUUGCUUUUUGUCCCCUACCGGUUUCACCGGAGGGGACUUAUGGUUUGCGCUCUGUCUGUCUGUCAGUCCGUCACACUUUUCUGGAUCCUGCGAUAACUUUAAAAGUUCUUAAUAUUUUUUCAUGAAACUUGCAACAUGGAUAGAUGGAAAUAUGGACAUUAUGCGCGUCAUUUCAUUUUGUUCCUACAUCAAAAA
Messenger RNA from Dreissena polymorpha, 5043 nucleotides. RefSeq names its product serine/threonine-protein kinase LMTK1-like. The record is from RefSeq and is a predicted model, not a curated record. The transcript is spliced from 12 exons. The coding region runs from base 108 to 2891 and encodes 927 amino acids. Lineage: Eukaryota; Metazoa; Mollusca; Bivalvia; Myida; Dreissenidae. Gene Ontology annotation, biological process: protein phosphorylation. Gene Ontology annotation, molecular function: ATP binding; protein kinase activity.